This is a messenger RNA of Scatophagus argus, 2066 nucleotides long. RefSeq names its product stromal cell-derived factor 2-like 1 (gene sdf2l1). The transcript has 3 exons. The record is from RefSeq and is a predicted model, not a curated record. Lineage: Eukaryota; Metazoa; Chordata; Actinopteri; Scatophagidae. The coding region runs from base 87 to 740 and encodes 217 amino acids.
UUGAAACCAGUAGUACCGUCUGAAAGUGACUGAAUUUGCUGUUCCUGCUGUCAGCGUCUGACGGUUAUGAGAACAGGGACAGUAAGAUGGAGAUACUUCACGCUGUCCACGUUUUUGUCAAAUCACUGCUCUUUUUGCUGCUGUGGUCAAACUGUGAAGGAAGAGAGUCGGAGCUCAACUAUGUGACCUGUGGCUCACUGGUCAAACUGCUCAACACCAGACACAACGUCCGCCUUCAUUCCCACGAUGUCAAAUACGGCUCAGGCAGUGGACAGCAGUCUGUAACUGGAGUGGAGAAUGCAGAUGAUGGCAACAGUUACUGGCAGAUUCGUGGGAGGCCCGACCGUCCAUGUCAGCGCGGGACAGCCAUCAAGUGUGGUCAGGCCAUCCGCAUCACGCACAUGAAGACUGGCCGAAAUCUUCACACACACCACUUCAGCUCGCCCCUGUCUAAUAACCAGGAAGUCAGUGCUUUUGGAGAGAACGGUGAGGGUGACGACCUGGACUUGUGGGCGGUGCAGUGUGACAGCGACUACUGGGAGCGCGACGAGGCUGUGCGUUUCAAACACGUGGGCACCAGUGUCUUUCUGAGUGUGACGGGUGAGCAGUACGGCCACCCCAUCCGCGGCCAGCAUGAGGUGCACGGCAUGAUCUCUCCCAACCAGCACAACUGGUGGCGCUCCAUGGAGGGUGUCUUCAUCCAGCCUAGCCAGGAGCCGCUGCGCCACGAUGAGCUCUGAUCAUCACUUGGAGAUGCUAAGCCUGUGGAUUCAUGUUUUAUAGCUCGCCUGGACCAAAUGAUGUAGAAUGCUUGACUGAUCACGUAUACACAUGUGAAGCACUCAGGGUGUUAUGAGAUGAGGGGUAGUGUAGUGUAGCAGCGUGCUUUAUUUAUUCUGUCUGUUUCCUCUUACCCCUUUCUUCUUUCCUCUCAUAAGGGACAAAAUGCUUUUUGUGAAAAAUCAAGGCUGGAAUACCAACAGGGCUAUGGGGGCCUUUAGGGGACCAGAAAAUUCACUGUUGUAAAUACACACACACCACAGAACAAUAUCAUUUGAAACAUCAAGAGGUCCUGUGUCAAAUAAAAGCUCCGUAAAAGCUCUGCAUUAGUUCUUUGCGCUAAGGACAUGUCAGCCAUUCCCUGGUGUCAGUUUCUCCACUGUGAGGAUUUUCGAUCACUGUAAACAGAAUCUCUUUGAACUGUUGCUCAAACAAAGCAAGACAAUGGAUUAUGUCCACCUUCAAUUUUUGCACUGGGAGAGACAUUUUUCACUUCUGCCUGACAUUCUAUAGAGCAGAUGAUUACUCAAAACAUUUAGCAGUUUAAUCAGGCAGGAGGCAGCCCAAGAAACCAUUAGUAGAUUAAUCAAGACAAAGAUGGCUGUGUUCAGACAGACUGUCACCACAACAAAGAAUUCUCACCAUUAUUUUAUUAACGUUGAUGAUUGACUUGGGGGCGUGUUGUUCGCGUGAGCAACCACAUUUAGAGCAUGUCUGAGUGGAGUGGGGUUCAUACCCAGAUAUGGAUUUCUUUAAAUCCUUCCCCAGAAAUGAGCAGCUUUGAAACUGCUUUCAUCCUGAUGUGACUUGCAGUGGACCAAUCAGAGAGAGAAAAGCUCAGAUUCAUCAUUUUAACAGCCUCCAGAACCAACACAAUCUUGUCGAUUGUACUGCACCACUAUAACAAUGCCUUUGUUGUGUUUUUCAGCCUCUGUACAGUACUCCUUGCGUGACAACAACAUUUUUGUGUCAUGGUGAAUGUUUUAUGUGAAGGGAAGAGAAGUACAUACUUUUUAAAAUGAAUGAUUUUUACUUUUUCCUCCUUCCUUGUUCAUUGUUGGGUUCCUUUGUAAAUUUGUGGCUGGUGAACUAUUCUUCACAAGUCUGUUAAUAGAUGAAAAUUCUAUUUGAAACCACCUUGUUAACGUUACAUAUAACAAACCACUGAUUUGACUUGAUAGCGACUCAGAACUCUGGAGAAGAUGUACAAGAAGAUGUCAUCUGUCUCAGAGCAACAUGUGUUUUUUUUAAGAAAAUAAAUAAACAAGAUGACAUUGUGUCAUAGA